Rhopilema esculentum is the source of this 3303-nucleotide messenger RNA. RefSeq lists its product as uncharacterized. Gene Ontology annotation, molecular function: oligosaccharide binding. The record is from RefSeq and is a predicted model, not a curated record. NCBI's taxonomy places the organism in Eukaryota, Metazoa, Cnidaria, Scyphozoa, Rhizostomeae, Rhizostomatidae.
GCCACGCCCACUUUCUAUUGUUUUUUGAAGAAGGUUUGCCUUCUGGGAUGUUUUUGUCUAGAGGAAGGUUAACAACUUUUCUGGACUCUGCAUGAGCUUAGUCUCUUCCCUAUUAAAUCAAGACUGUUAUUGCUGAACUGUUCCCCGGGUUGGUAGCAGAAGGUCGAUGAAGAGGGCCAACAAAGCCGCAAUUCCUGUUCAGGGAUUUUGCGAUAACCAAUUAAUAGAUAAAGUUUGAGUACACCAUAGUAUGUAUAGACCACGAGUGCACCAAUAGGCAACAAGAAACAAGGAGCACAAAUAUUUUGCCAAAUAUAGGAGUCGCAGAACCACUGUAUACUUACGACGCAUGCUCUGUAGCCAACUAGAUAAAAACAGGUGAUUCACAGCAAUUGCUGAUUAAUCUAGCUUUCAAACGUGUAUUGCCACGAUGGAAAACAAUUCUUGAACUUGGCUGCACGGAGUGCUUCAGCAUCUUUGGUUACAAAAUGAAUGGCCUAAAGCAUUUUACUUGCAUACUUAUGUUAGUUGAAGCGGUACAAAGCAAAUCUGAUAUUAAAAGGCAGCACAUCGAUAGCCACACGGGCAGCUAUCUAACCGGUGCAGCAUCAGUAACAAUUCUUGUGGCAUCGGCUAUUCAGUGCUCGCAUAAAUGCCUGCGCUUUGACGAUAAAUGCAUUGGGGCCAACUUCAACACGAAACCUGAGAAUGGCAAUCAUCAGUGUCAGAUAAUUCAUAGCAUUAGUAAAAAUGAUGCUGUACAAAACAAAGCUGGCUGGACAUUUAUGGAGAAAAAACCCAUAGCAGCAAAAGUGAGAAUACAGUUGACUACUCUAGGACUGAAGUCUUGCAAGGAAAUCAAAAACAAAGAGCCCAAAUCAUUGAAUGGAAAGUAUCGUUUGUCAAUUGGAGGAAAAGACACAGAGGUAUACUGUGACAUGGAGAAUGGUGGGUACACAUUGAUCGCAAGGUUUUCCAAUGCAGACAACAAAACAUGGAUGCACGAGUCAGGAGAUAUUUGGUACUCUAUGCAGCAGUACGGAAACGUGACAUCAAGCAGUGACAACAAUGACAUGUUAAGUCAGGCAUUCUCGAAAGUCAGCGGAGAUGACAUCAAAGUGACCAGAAAUGACGACCCUGGACACACCGCUCUCUUGCUGGCAGCUGGUUGUUUGACCGGGAAAUCAAUGAGGCAAAAGAUGGCUUCUUUCGGGGACUUCAGGAAUGGAAAAGUUUGGUCUUCAAGUAACAGGUGCCUUGGUAACUGCAGUGCCGUGUUUUCGGGACAGUAUGCGACAACCGUUGGAUUCAAGUACGCUACAUCAACCUGCAUAACAAGCAAUGAUAUUCUUAAUGGCAACAAUAUUGGGUUUUGGUGUAGAUAUAGCACUGGAGAUGGCUCUGUAAUAAUGAUAGGCGGAGGUGGAGCAAGUUGUGCCAGAGCAGACCACGGCAUUGGCGUUACAGAAGAAGACAAUGCCAGAUUAGGUGGGUCAGAGCCGUCGAAGGAUUUUGGAAAUGAAGGGACUUUUGGAGCUACUACCUACUCGCUAAAUCUUUGGAUAAAAUAGGAUGAAAUGAGAACUGCUCAUAGUCUUGAACUUAGCAUAAACCUACGUAUAUCUAGUAUUUUCAAUAUGUGAUGAACUUCAUUUAAGUUGCUUCCUUCGCUGCAGAUAAAGUAAGUUAUAUGACGUCCCUGCUUAAUCUAUUUAUAUGUAGAUCUCAAAACUAUUUAAAAUCUUUAAAUAAUCGCCAAAAUGAGAACGAAUUUGGCUACGCGUGAGUCAUCUCAAUAAAAAGCUAUUCGGUAAUUUGCUUAAGAUUUAGUUUGUGUUUACACAAGUGUUACGUUUUAAUUUCAGAUGGAAGAAAUACUUAAAAAUUAAUACGGCCUAUGCUCAGCGAAUGCAAUCUUGAAACUUUACAAACAUAACAACAUGAUUAUUCGUAAUUUAAUAUAACAAUAGACUGAAGCACAUAAUGGAUAUUACAAUGAAAACGUUUGCUUACUGUGCAAAACAGUUCUUUACCAAAAUAUGGAAUGUUUUCAGAAGUGAUUGAUAAGGAAGGCAAAGGAUAUGCAAGGUUCCAUUCCGUUCCCUUGAAACAGGAGCAUAGUCCAGAAAAGUUGUCAACCUUCCUCCAGACAAAAACAUCCCAGAAGGCAAACCUUCUUCACAAAAGUGGGCGUGGCUUAGGUGUGUCAUAGGAGCUUUUAUUGUUUUUUCGUGGACCUUCCUCCGGUCAGUGGCCGUGCGACCGUAAUGUUCUCCUGACUCUGAACAGGAGAACUGCUCAAUAAUCGACUAUGAGAAAACGAAAUAAUUUCUAUAUUUAAACCUUUAGCAAAUUGCUUGCACUGUCUGAAACUGUUGCCCUUGGUAAUGCCAUCGAGAACACCCCUUUGUAACAAGCCUGGUGAAAACCGUCCCCGGCGAGAAAUUUCUUUAUCGGGGAUUCUCUUUCGAAAAACCGAAAGUCGCGGGCAUUUCGCAAUAUCCCCGCAUCCCCUGCAAGCUUGAUUUUUUGUCCCUAGUCAGUCUUAUGUUCUGCCUUUGGCACGACAUAACAAUUACGGAAAUUGUCUAGGGUUUUACCUCUUUGACCAAAGUGCUACCAAUAUUUGAAAUUUUUUCCCAUUCCAUGCCAAUCCAAGACAUUUUUCUGUCCCUCGCAUGUUUACCUGUUUUCUCGUGUAAAAACCAUCGAAGAACUUGUCACACAGGGGUGUAAAAGUAUUUGUAAAGUCUGUUUAAUUUCGCACAAAAAAAAGUGGAACAGAGUGAUUGCAUUUCCGUGUAAACAGCCUAUGUAACUAUUCUAUAAAUGUGAAAAAAUGAUCCCGUCUUAACACAGCCUGUUAUUCAGGAGCACAUAGGUACAGGCUUAGCUCUAACCGAGGGCUAGGAACUUUCUUUGCAGUGGUAUCGUUGUGUUUGAUACUACAGUUUGCAGUACUUAGAUGGAAGAGAAAAACAAUCAAUAAAUCUACCUAUAAUAAUGAUAAUAUAUUUCAAAAGGCAAUAUAAAUAGAUUUACCUAUAUAUUCCUUAGAAAGUAAAAGCGUAAUUUUGCAAGUUCAAAUUGCUCAUAUUAUCAAAGGUUUGAAUGAAUUGAAAUGAAUUGCUGAUGAUUUAAUGUGAUGAACCAGUGACCCCCAGUCUGCUAAACACAAUGAGGUAUAAGAAAAGCUACCUCAUUGGCUAAACAUAACAAAAGACUGCCUUAUAAAGGUUGAUUCUUGUUUGAGGGUUUUUAUAUUUAUUCUGAUCUGCCGUGUCGAAUCUAGGGAAUGAGCAC